CCAUUAUUCUCUGCGUCAUCGUCUUCUAACGAAAUGGAGGCACUAUCUAUAUUAUGUAUGGGUGUGUAUGACGGAUUUAAAACUGUAUUCCCUACACUCAUCAUCUUGAGUAUGCCUAUCACGUGCGUUUUCCGCCUCUGCUUGGUAUCUCCACGAAGACGUCUGCUAGAAUUUUGUCCUAUGCUACUGCUGUUCACUGCAGUAGUUUGUAGCUAUCUUUGUCGUCUCACUUUGAACUAUGACGGCGUAGAUCAGCAGUGGCCAAUGAUUUUCAGGUCAGCUCAAAAUACUUGUAUGCUGGUAGUACUAUCAUGGGCAGUGGUUGUGAGAUGGGAAUUAAAAUGGCGGCGUACUCGCGACAUCGGAGAAUAUUUCGGUCUAUGUUUUUUUGCCAUUGUCUCAGCUUCAAUUGUAGCUGGCGUCAAGGCUGUAGGGUAUCUUCCUUGGAAUUGGCUUACUACAUUACAAAUGGCAGCAACUGUGGUUGUGGUGAUAGGGAAUGUUACGGAAUGUGAGGAAUGCAUCUGUUGGGAUGUACUAUGUACCGUCUUGGGUCUGAUAUGCAUGACCCUUGAAACGUUGCUGUCAGAUUUUUAUGUAUACAGCAUGUACGUGCUCAGGGUAUUCUUUCUGUCGUUGUCUACAUUUGCCCAAAUUGUGAUGCUUACCAAUGAUGUCUUGAAAACGACUAAGUAUUUGCCAAAAUAAAAAUUUUACU
Molecule: messenger RNA, 718 nt
Organism: Corticium candelabrum
Lineage: Eukaryota; Metazoa; Porifera; Homoscleromorpha; Homosclerophorida; Plakinidae
Exons: 2
Coding region: 34-708 (224 amino acids)
Source: RefSeq, a predicted model, not a curated record